This is a messenger RNA of Durusdinium trenchii, 4933 nucleotides long. NCBI's taxonomy places the organism in Eukaryota, Dinophyceae, Suessiales, Symbiodiniaceae. The record is from the annotation of a GenBank genome assembly.
GGCCUCCAGCCUAGUAACCUAGUAGCGAUGGCCUCUAGCCUAGUAGUUAUGGUUGUUUGUCGGGCGCACUGGCUGGUACCACUUCAGCAUUUGCUUCGCUUGAGGCCGCAGGCAUCGCCCAGACUUGCUCCGAGGGAGAUGGGCAUCCAUGCGCCUCACCCAGAGGAGCUCGACUCCCCUCGCUUGGCGCCGCAGGAAGAUAGCAUGCCAUUCAACCAAACCUUCACCGUGCAGCAUUCAUCCACGCCGGUGAUGUUUGAACCACCCCGACCAGCCUACACAGAAACUGCCCGCGGAUUAGGGUCGGGCCAGCGGGAAGGAUCGUCAAAGUGGCAGCCUUCGGUUUUGGUGUCCAAGUCGGCAUCUCCAAUUGCUCAGAGUCCGUCGGGGGAUUUGCCAGAGCUCCGUGUGGAUGCUAUUGAUUUCAAACUGAAACCCUACGACUUCGAGCUACGCCGGCGCGCGUGGCGCUCUCCGCCUUCCGCAGCGCCGGAACAACGCACUGAACUACCCCAUGCUCCGCAAGAGGUCGAGGGAAACGAGCCCGAACUGGAGUCUCCUCGGCUAGCCCCGCCGGAGGAGAGCAUGCCACGCGUGCGGAAGCGGUACGACUCUGGACUGCCAGCAGGGGGCUCCCCGUCUUCGGCUAAGUUUGUCGCAGAAGACAGCUCGGAACCUCCCCAUGCACCUCUGGAGGAACCUGCAGCAAGGAAGCGAUUUGACUCUGGACUGCCAGCAGGGGGCUCCCCGUCUUCGGCUAAGUUUGUCGCAGAAGACAGCUCUGAACCUCCUCAUGCACCUCUAGAGGAACCUGCAGCAAGGUCUGACUCUGGACUGCCAGCACGGGGCUCCCCUUCUUCGGCCAAGUUGGUCCAAGAAGGUCGCUCUGAACCCCAGCAUGCACCCCAAGAGGAAUCUGGAGCAAGAUCGAAGCGGUACGACUCUGUUCUGCCAGCACGAGGCCUGCUGUCUCCGGCUAGAUUUGUCGCAGGGGACAGGUUGGAACCUCCCCGUGCACCUCAAGAUGAAUCUGGAGCAAGGAUGAAGGUCAGCCACCCUGAAGUGCCAGUGUGGGGUUUCCCAUCCUCAGCAUCACAGUUUCUGGCAGCGCAAAGCACUGAACCUCCUCAUGCACCUCGAGAGGUGUGCGAAGAAAGACCGAAGCCAGACCACUCGGUGCCAGCAGUGUGGGGCUCCCCGUCUUCGCCAUCUCAGUUGAUGGCAGAGCAGAGUGCUGAACCUCCUGCUGCUCCUCGGGAAGACUCCGAAGAAAGGACGAAGCCAGAUCACUCGGUGCCAGCAGUGUGGGGCUCCCCGUCUUCGCCAUCUCAGUUGAUGGCAGAGCAGAGUGCUGAACCUCCUGCUGCUCCUCGGGAAGACUCUGAAGAAAGGAUGCAGCCACACGACUCUGAGCUGCCAGCGAGGCGCUCCAUGUCUCCAGCAUCUAAGCCUGUCCCAAAGCAGAUGACCGAACAUCCCCGUGCACCUCGAGAGCGGUCUGCAGACAGAAUGCCUGACCAAGAUCCAGAUACACACCACUUGGAGGAUGCGGACCAGCCACCUGCAAAGGCGACUCCUGCAGAGAGGCCUCUGAGCAAGAAGGUCCCAGUGCAGGGUGAGAAGGGCGCAAGCAGUGGCCAUGAUGAUGAGGGGAAGUCUGCCAUGGAAUGGCAGAAGCAGCAGCUGGCAGAUGGCAUUGUUCUCUUGAAGAGGUGGGUCGGUUUUGAGCACACCUGCCUUCAGCUGCGCGUCAGCAAUAAGAAGCUCUCUGACAUGAAGUUCACCGUGAACAUCGCAAGCUCACUCAAUCUGGAGUUUGAGAAGCCUCCAGCCGCCAAAGGGAAGACAAGCUGUUGUGUCACGGCCAUGUCUGCGACUGAGACUGACAUUUGCUACCUGCAGCAGGUGGAGCACGGCAAAGCAGCAAAGCUCAGCCUGGCAUUUAGCUGGGAACCCCUACCCUUGGACCGCAAACAGCUACAAGCGCUCAACGAAGAAGAUGAGCGCAGGCAGCGUGAUAUUGUUACGCGCCUGAAGCAGAAAGGCAUCACAACGUCACAGAUAAGAUCAGCAGCCAAGAUCCAGGAUGCUUGCAAAGCCCACGGCUUCCCCAGGUUUGUGGAUGCUGAGUUCAUGCCGACGGACAGCUCCCUUUUCGAGGAUCCCACGCAUCAGAAUCAUCCACCGGUGAUUUGGAAACGCCCAGAGGACUUCUGCAAAGGCAGCGUCAGGAUCUUCUCCGAUGACAUCGCUCCAUCGGAUAUUAAGCAGGGUGCUUUGGGCGACUGCUGGUUCCUCGCAGCCUUGGCAGCCAUGGCAGAGGAACCCGAUUUGGUGCAUCGCGUCUUUGCCAACAAUGGAGAAGCGAACGAGCAGGGUGUCUACGAGAUCAGCUGCUUCAAGAACGGGCGGCCCACAACGAUCGUCGUGGAUGACUUCCUCCCCUGCUCACCCAACACAGGAAAGCCAUGCUAUGCCCACGUUGAUUUGCAAGGCCGCAAUGCCAAUGAGCUUUGGGUGAUGCUGCUGGAGAAAGCAUGGGCAAAGCUACAUGGCAGCUACGAGAGGAUCGAAAGUGGCAUGCCGUACCGCGCCUUGAUGGAUUUGCUGGGGGCAGCUGGAAAAGAGUACCACCUCGAAACGGAGAAAAAACCAGAUGGCCUGGUCUCCAAGGACAAGUUCUUUUCGAUGCUGUGCAGAUACGAUGAAGCGGGCUACUUGAUGGUGGCUGGCACUCCAGGUUCUGAUACUUUUACAAAAGGUGACAAGUCCAAGACGCCUUUGUCUGGGCUGAUCCCGGGUCAUGCCUACACACUCCUUUCAGCACACGAAGCGAAAGGAGUAAGGCUGCUGAAGCUGCGAAACCCUUGGGGGGAUCACGAGUGGACAGGCGAUUGGAGCGACAAGAGUAGUCUUUGGACCCAACCCAUGAAAGAUGCUUUCCAUCCCAGCUUCGAUGCCAACGAUGGCGAGUUCUGGAUGUGCGAAAGAGACUUUCUGAGUCACUUUUCUUCGGUGGGUGUUUGCUUCAUCAGCGACUCCUGGGCAACCAGCCGAACGGCCUUGUCCAGCGAUGUCACCGAUUUGUGCAGCCAGCUGGUAUGCAUCAAGACAGUUGCCCCCAUCAAGAAGGGCUUCAUCAGCUUGAUUCAGGAGGACACACGGAUCAAAGGCGCACCUUCCUACACUCAGCUUUCGUUUGCUCUCUAUGGGCCUGUGGUUGAUGGGAAGCCGAAAGCAGAGGUGCUCCGUAGCCACUUGUGGCCUGUGCGAGAGCUGGUCGAGGAAAUCCCGCAUGAGAAGCCCCUACCUGCCGGCGAAUAUUGGGUGGCGGUCUUCACACCAGACAAGGUCCCAGAUCGCCCCUUGACGCUGGUGCUGCAGCUUGAUGCGCAGCAUAGCCAGGUGACGACGAGAGCAGUGGAUGACAGGCUGCGGGAGAGCUUGGCUUUGGCCAGUGCCCUCACAGGCAACCCAAAGCCAUUGGGCCCGGCAUCCAGUCAUGGCGCUUGGUUGCCAAACGGCGGCUACGCCUUCGCGGUGUCCUGCCCACAGCCUGGUGUCGUGAUGUCCUUCGACUUUGCUCCCUGCAAGGGCCUGGCCUUGCGUGGCAAGGGCUCCAAGGUUGAGAUGAGCUUCAAGGGUCAGGAGACAAAGCUGGUGGGUGAACUGCAGCCAUUGAGUAACAAGAAGUCCUUCUCGGUCUCGACCUCCUGCAGAAUGCCCGUGCUUGGAUGCAGUAGACAGUUUGUCCUUCAAACUCUGUGGCAUGCCAUCCCAACACCAAGGAUACGGUCUGACAUGGUCUGACAAAGUUAGUACACUCUUUCGUGUGCCUGUGUGAAGCUGCCAUGCCUUGUACUUCUCCAGCCUAUGGAUACUACUUUUUGGGGAACUGCCCAUGCAGAGGCGCCAAUUGGGGCAGUGGAGCCCACCAUGGCAGAUUCCCACAACUCAGGUUGGUUAGACAUUCGUCGGACACAACCAGGUGGGGCCAGGCAGCUUCGUGGCUGAUGAAACUUUACUUAUAUAACUAUACUUGUACCAUAACCAUAACUAUACUACUUAUUUAGCCUAUUUCCUUCCUAUUGUGUUCCUUUUCACUGUUUGGGGUCUCUUGCCGGAUAAUUUGUUUGAAGCAAAUUCUUUAUUUGGACGUGGGCAUCUCAAAGUGUGGUUUCUCUAAUGCGUUCGCAUCGCAAAGAUGUCCAGGGGUCAAGGUGAGUCCUGAUUCAGCUAUAGAUAAGAUAGAUGAUGCCCCUUGUGCAUCGCAGUACCUCAACAACAAUGCUUUUGUGUGAUCUCCGGGCAGGCUUUAGCAAUCUUCAAUCGACACUGGGGACGUUCUAACAAUACUGGUAUUCUUGCAAAGACGUCCGCGAGACUGGCUACCGGGUAGCAACAGGAUUUGCUGGCUCUCUUUAUUCUUUACGUCGCUAUGCUAGACUAGACCGGUGCUGAUUUACCACUGAUAUUUGGCGUUCUGCUCAGAGGUGUGGUCAUUUGCCAUUGGAUGGGCAUGGUUCCUUUUGCUUUGGACCACGAAAUGGCUCGUCAGCUCCGUCAGGCGACGUACGCACUUGCUGGCCUGACUUGCUAAAGUGCAACGCACCAAAUGGCAAUGUGAAGAAUCCAAGACAAUCACUGUCCAAAGAUCUUAUCAGUCCCUUUGAAAACUUUGUCCACAAGUUUGAUCAUUGGAAUCAUUGGCUCGAUGAAGCGAAUACUGGAUUUGGGGGAGUGAAGCUGGGGCCCAUACAUGUCGGCAAAGAAGCCGGUGGGCCAAGUGAGCUCCAGCUCCCGAAUGAACGAUGCAGACGGUGGAUGCGCAGCCUUGGACAUCCGCUGGACCAAUCCAUCCAGCGAAUGGACAACCAGGUAAGCGUGAUGUGCUGAUUAUAUAUUAUAUGUUGGACUAUCGGAUGUUGUUGGC